AUGACCGUCAGUGUGCUGCCUGCAGGGUCGCCCGAGGAUGACCCCUCCUCUCCAGUUGUUCGAACGCGAGAACCUCUGUGGCGGGUUCGGCACCUGCGGCCGCUGCGACCUCUUUCGCAGUUCUGCAGACCACCCCCGGUCACCGUGAAAUCCUCGGAGGCACUGCCCCUGCGGCAUCUGCGGCAUGAGGGCAGCCGGGGCAGCCAGUAUUUGGCAUUUGGGGAUGCCCUGCGGUUGAUGCUGCCUCCGUUGGAGGACGGCUGCCUCGCAGCGGCGCUCUGCGCUUGCGUCCGCCCAAAGAUGGCGGGCGAUGUUGGGCCGCGGGAGAUUAUCCCCACAGAUGCAGAGCGCGAAGAGCUGCGGCUCGCGGAGGACUUGGCUGCAUCCGGCCGCAGAGCAAAAGACUUCGUGGCAGUGACGGCAGCCAGGGUUUCAGAUCCCGAGGCUGUGGUGCGUCGCAGCGCCUGGCGAGUGUUUCGAUGUAGUGAGCUGGAUGGCUUUCCUGCCUCAACACGUGUGCACUACGGCCAGCACCUGCAGUUUGGGUUGCCGUCCGUUGAUGAUGCCAGCUCCGAGAUCUUGCUUAGCUGUGAGCCCCCGAGCAGGAGCGGUGGCAUUGGGGCUCCGUACCUGAUCCUCGGCCGCUUUGUGGAUUUUGGCUACGUUUGUCAUGGCCGAAGGAGUUGGAACACAGCCUUCACCCUGGUGCCAACGCUAUCUUCAGCUGGAGCGUACGGAGAUCCGGUUGACCUGCGAUGUGGUAUGCGCAUCGUACCUAUUGCGCCCUUCUCCUACUUGCAUGGCCCGCGGCUCAUGCAGGCAGUCUUCGGCGGGCUCAGCAACCCAGUCGGGCGCGGAUGCGUUGCUCGUUGCGCUGCCGUUGGAAAGGACGGGAGAGAACUGCUCCUCCACGCGUCCUCCCCAGGAGGCGAGCCCCCGGACGUCGGCUGGGUGCUGGAGCGCUUGAGCUUGACGGAGGGGUCACCCCAGGCCGCAGCUACGACAGGGGUAGACACCACCUUCGCGCAGUGGCAGGCUUUGAGGGCUGCGAUCCUAAAGCGCAUCCGGCGACGUGGGGAGGCUCUGGCCUUCAGCAUUUUCCGGAAGAUCCUCUCCAAGGACUGCUUAGUCUUGGAUGGCCCGAUCUCCACAAGCCAUCUGCCCGCGGCGGAUGGUGCUGUGGCCUUGGCCGAACGCACCUUGGUGGGCGAGUCCUGCGUCUUGACAACUCUGCGUUGCGGCUACGGCGUGCAGCUGGGUGAAGCUGACAUGCAGCUGAUAACAAGGCAUUUCCGGCCGUCUGGUUCAGAGUCCGUUUGGCCUGAGCCCGUCAUCGACAUCAAUGCUCUUGCUGAUGCGCUUCGAGGAGAGACCUCGCCGGGCAGGUCCCGGACAGUGCAGCAGCUGUACUCGCUGCUACAGAAGCAGGCUGGCCUGAAGCCCACCGACAGCCUGUCUGUGGCCUGGGUGCGUGCGCGCGUUGAGUCCAUGGAGGUGAGUGGCCAGCUGUUCCCCGCCGAGGACCUCAUGGCCUCCCUGCCGUUGGUCCGAAGCCACGCGGGCAUCACCCGCCUGGGUUUCGUGCGCUGGCAAAUGGAUGCACUGGCGCUGGUUCCCUCCCACGAGAGCUUGCUUGAGUUUCUGCAUCAGAUGUGGGGCGAUGUGGUCCUGAGCCUGGGGACGGAAGAAGAGAAGUUCAACUGGAGCCUGUCGCUGCCAAGGGGUGAGAUGAUCGGUUAG
Symbiodinium pilosum is the source of this 1740-nucleotide messenger RNA. The record is from the annotation of a GenBank genome assembly. Lineage: Eukaryota; Dinophyceae; Suessiales; Symbiodiniaceae.